This is a messenger RNA of Caenorhabditis remanei, 1539 nucleotides long. RefSeq lists its product as uncharacterized. Lineage: Eukaryota; Metazoa; Nematoda; Chromadorea; Rhabditida; Rhabditidae. The transcript is spliced from 6 exons. The record is from RefSeq and is a predicted model, not a curated record. The coding region runs from base 1 to 1539 and encodes 512 amino acids.
AUGUCAUCGUCUACUUGUACCGGUCCGUUUUGUUCAAUUAAAAUGAAAGAAGAUGAGAAAAAAAGAAAAGUUGAAGAAGAGCAGACUAAAAAAGAAGAAAAAAGCAAAGCUGACAAUGAGCAAUAUUUGAAAGAAGCAGAAGAACGAAACAGAGAAAGAGAGAAACAAGAUCGUCGGAAAGAUGAACCUAUUACUGGAGUUUCGAGUUCUGCAUUCUCAGAAGUGUCAAAUGAAGAAGUUAUGGAUUCAAUCGCUGCAUCAAAUUAUCAAGGGACUACCGAUGAAGUUAAGGAGCAGUCAAAUGAAAACAAACAGUCAAAUUCUUCAACUCCUUCGACUCCACCCGUGAUCGUACUAGGGCUCUCAACUCUUCCGGAAGAACCUCCAUUCAAUCUACCUCAACUCUCUGCUGCAAAAGCAGCAAAAAUCGAUGCGCUCAAUCUGGCAGCGAAACGACAGGAAGCAGAGAAUUCCAAAAGAGAAAGAAGCAGUGAAUGGUCGACGGAACUUGGAUCAGGACAUUCUUCUGUUGAUCUACAAGACCCAGAAUCCAACAAAACAGAUGAACAAUCCAUUAUUUUUGUUCAGCCAACAGCCCAGAGUACAGAUGAAAAUGAGGAUGAAGAACAGCGUCAACAACCUGAUCCGAUUGACUUGAAUGCAGCUCCUUUUGUUCCUCCAACACCUCCUCCAGCAGAAUCUGCUCAACCGGGAGCUGAGCCUGUGACUGGACAUGUGGUUCCUAGUCACUGGCUGAUUUCAGUUUCACAUGGAAAAAGUUUACCCGGAACAUCGUUUAAUAUCCGUAAAAAACCUCAACCAGAAGUUGAAUCACUAACCCCACCGCCCGCUACAAGACGUUUUUCGAAUCAGAUAAAUGAGUUAUCACAUCUGAGAGGACCACCACUACAAACAUUCGGUGAUCAACCUGAAUCCUCGACCCUGCCAAUUGACCUUAGAAAGUCCAGUGGAAACGAUAAAUUAGGAUCCUCGAAUGAAAUGAAAGCACCUAUUCCAAGGGAAACAACACCACCAACUCCGCCAACGACAAGAGAACAAACUAAACCGUUGGGUGAAUCAUCUUCAUCAAAUCAACCGGGAUCAUCGAAGAAUCAGUCAGAAUCUUCUAGUCAAUCGGCUUCUCAGGCAGAAUCAAAAAAUCAAUCGAAGCCGAAACGUAUCGAGCCCAAAAUCAUUGAAGUGAAGCCAUACGAACGUAGGAAGCCUCGGGUUGUUCAACCAAUUAUUCUGCCUGAAACUCGUCCAGUUGAUCCUGUUGAACCAGAGAAUACGAUUCCGGCUGAAACAGAGAAUCCGAUCAAUGAUCAACGUGAGAAUCCUGUUGAGGCUCUGCCAGAAAACCCUCAAAAUGAAAACAAUGGAGUAAACUAUGUUCACGAGGAAAUUAAUGGUCGAGCUAGGAAUGCAACUCCAAAUACUGUAGGAACUCCAGCAUCUAACGACAUUUCUGAAACAGAACAUUCAAGAUCAUAUUGUGAUCCGAGAGGAUUACAGUGCAGCAAGUGCUCGAUUCAGUGA